GGCCAGCACACUUCUUUGCAACUGUCCUUAGUAUUUUAGUACGAAUUUUCCCAUGAAGUGCUUGAUUUCCACUUAUUUAAGCGAUAAAUAUUUAUUGAAAUAUAUAAAUUAUUUAGGUUGGUCAUAGAAAGUACAGCAGUAUGCACACUUUAAUAUCUUUUUUUUUGGGAAAUUGAUUCGUUCUGAUCUUGGAGUGCUGUAAUGGAGAACAUAUCUUGAUAUAAUGUUCUCUCAGCUUGCUUGUGUGAUACAGUGAGAAACUUAACCCCUGCAUAUAGUAAGUUAUCUUUUCUAAAGGAUAGUUGGUCAUCCAUGUAGGAAAUGUGCUAUUAUAGAUGACAGAAUCCAUUUCACAUUUCAUCUUCAUAUUUAAUCUUUCAUGUAUAAUAACAAAAUAAAACCACCAAUCAUUUUUAUGAUAAAUUCACUACUUUUAAAAUUAUUAAUCUUGAUCAUCAUACUUUUGUCUGCUAUGGGUGCUAUCUUGUUUUCAGGAAUGCAUAUGCUUACGUUUGACAGUUUUCUACCCAACCUUAUGGAAAACAGUAAUUGCAAGUCACAGUCAGGAAUGUGAAAACAUAAUUGUUUUAAGAAAAAUGUUAGAGGUAUACUUGCCACUUUUGAUGUGUCCGUUUCCUCCAAAUGCUUGAGAAUAAUACAUCUUACUGGCAAGUUGAAGAUACAACUUCCCAUUUCAAAAACCUUUUGCUUCUAUGUGUUCCAUCAUCUUCGUCUCCAUUGCAUAAUUAUUAUUUCAAUCUGGUUCAGCUCUUUCUCAGCCACAUAUCUAUCAGGCAUCCUUCCCCAUUUUGCUACUCUUGCUGCUCUGAACAGUUACUUGAGAUCUCCUAUUGAUUGCUUACCAACCAAAUUUUGUCAUCUUUUAUCUCACAAAGUAAAGUGGAUGAACCCAAGGACCACACACAGUGCCAUAUCGACAAAUUCUUUGUCUCUACGUAAAUAAAACCUUUUCAUGAAUAAGUGCCCGUAAUAACGAGUAAUGGCUUGUAUUUUACAUUCUAAUCCAGCAUGAUCCAUCCAUAUGUGCACACUUCCAUCUCUUUCCAACAGUGUGCCAGUGCGAGUGCUGGUCCUUAUCACUUAGGUAAUGUCUUGUUAGACCGUGUGCACUUGGUUAUAAUUCAUGCAAGUGCAGGACAAGCAUUUGAUCUUGUCCACCAGUUAUUUUUUUGCAUCUUCUUCUGGAAAAGGACUUGUUGUUUUUAAUAAAAAUUGAUGUCUACUUUCAUAUUCUCCAUUACCACAUGAUCAGCAAUAGAAGUAUCUGGUAUGGAUUUUAAUGCUUCAAAAUUAUUCUGUACUUUGAUGGAGAUGGACAACAGGUAAUGGUGAACUUACUAUAAACUUUGUCCCUCUGUUAGUUUCUCUGAUUUCUGCAAUGCAGUGGAAAUGACCUUUUUGAAUUUUGAUUGUUAUGUUUUUGACUUCCACCUUAACUACCUGCAUCUUUCCUUCAUUUAUCUCUCUUCCUUUGGUUGGGUAGUUGGAACAUAUAACUAUAUAAGUUUGCCUUCUGAUGAAGUUAAGAACUGGAGAUAUAUUUGGAGCUGUGUUCAUUGCCUGCCUCAUAGCGUUGCAGAUCAUGGGAUCCCAAAGAGGAAAGCAGUCGGAGAAGUCAUUUUGGCCUUUAAUUGUGAUGAAGAAAUGGCUAAACAUUAAGCCAAAAUUAAAUGAUUUCAGUGAAGAUGAGUUUGAUACAGAUGGAGGAGAUGAGGAUUUCAGUGACUGCGCAGAGGAUGCUAGCGACAACUUCUUUGAGAUACAUGAAAACAACCACACCAUUAACAGAUCAUCAGGGGAUAAAAUAAUGCCUCUGCGAAGACUACAGAGAAGGAAAUCAGAAAGUUUGCGUGUUAACUACAUAAGUAACAAAGAUAUGAGGGUGAUGAUAGGAACAUGGAACGUUGCUGGAAGAGCCCCUAGUGAAGAUCUUGACCUAGAUCAGUGGAUUUGUUCCCAAGAGCCAGCUGACAUGUAUAUUUUAGGUUUCCAGGAAGUGGUCCCAUUAAGCGUUGGGAAUGUCUUGGGAGCAGAAGAUAGUAGAACAGUACCUAAAUGGGAGGGUAUUAUCCGCCGUGCUCUCAAUAAGUCUCAACAACCCAAGGCGAAUUGUAAAAGCUACAGUGCUCCACUAUCACCAUUGCGAGUACCUAUUCCUUCUGACGAUGGACAUGAUGAUACAAAACGUGAAUAUGAUAAAAUGACAGAAAAUUUAUCUCCUCAGCAACAGUGUAGAGAUAAGCAAACAAGUAUAAGUAAGUGCAGCUGUGACUGGUUGGAUGGAACUAGUUCAUUGGACUGGCCAGAAUGCCCACUAGACAUUCCAGCAAAAAUAUCGGUAUCAAAUAGAGGGUUGAGGAGAGUAAUGAGCAUGGGGCUAUUUAACACCGACUAUUUGGAGAACGCUCAAGGAUUUGAUCUACAUGGUGUAGCAUUGCAAGAUGGGAUAAGACGAUCAUAUCGUAGCUCUGGGAAUCUUGGCAUGUCAUGGUCAGAACAGCAAGAGAAGGUAGAUGUUCUUAGUUCGGUUGAUUAUAUGUCUGAUUGGACAUCAGAUGACACAACUUCUGUUGUUGGUCCUGAUGAAAGGGCAACUUUUGCAAAAGGAGAAUCCUUAAAGCCUCCUGGAAAUUACGUGCGCGUUGUUAGUAAACAGAUGGUUGGUAUAUAUGUUUCUGUAUGGGUUUCCCGUAAGCUGAGGCAACACGUUAACAACUUGGAGGUAGCUUCAGUUGGGGUUGGACUUCUGGGCUACAUGGGAAACAAGGGAUCGAUUUCCAUUAGCAUGUCUCUUUUCCAAACUCGGAUGUGCUUUGUCUGCUCACAUCUUGCGUCUGGCCAUAAAUGUGGGGAUCAACAGAAAAGGAACUCUGAUGUGGAUGAGAUUUUACAAAGAACAAGAUUUUCUUCCUUGUUUGCUGCUGGUCAGCCACAAAAGAUUCCUUCACAUGAUCAAAUAUUUUGGUUUGGAGAUCUUAAUUAUCGUAUUGACAUGCCGGAUGCUGAAAUUCGAGAUUUAGUAUCUAUGAAGAGAUGGGAUGAUCUCUUGAAGUCUGAUCAGCUAACAAAGGAGUUGACCAAUGGGAAUACUUUUGCUGGUUGGAAGGAGGGGUUGAUCAACUUUCCGCCUACUUACAAGUAUGAAACAAAUUCAAGUAAAUAUGUUGGGGAGAAACCUGACGAAGUGGGGAAUAAAAGAUCUCCAGCAUGGUGUGAUCGCAUACUAUGGCUGGGAAAGGGUAUCAAGCAACUAUCAUAUUGGAGCUCAGGUUUGAACCUCUCAGAUCAUCGACCUGUCAGCUCCACCUUCAUCGUUGAAGUCGAGGUGUUCAAUCAGAGAAAACUCCAACGGCUUCUGAAUUUCACAAAUACUAUUUGCUCUUAAGAAGCUUAAGAUAGUGGUAGUACGUACUCUAGAUAUUAUAUGGCGAUUCCCUGAAUUUCAGGCUAUAGUGCUGAGCCACAUUUGAUUGCUGCAGAUUUAUCAUGCAAGGCAAAUGUACAUACAGCGGGAUCUGAAUAUCUGAUAUUUAUGUUAACGCAUGAUGGGUAAUAUACAUUUACUUCAUGAA
Molecule: messenger RNA, 3593 nt
Organism: Oryza sativa Japonica Group (Japanese rice)
Lineage: Eukaryota; Viridiplantae; Streptophyta; Magnoliopsida; Poales; Poaceae
Product: type I inositol polyphosphate 5-phosphatase 2
Biological process (GO): phosphatidylinositol dephosphorylation
Molecular function (GO): inositol-polyphosphate 5-phosphatase activity; phosphatidylinositol-3,4,5-trisphosphate 5-phosphatase activity; phosphatidylinositol-4,5-bisphosphate 5-phosphatase activity
Source: RefSeq, a predicted model, not a curated record